Molecule: messenger RNA, 1260 nt
Organism: Mangifera indica (mango)
Lineage: Eukaryota; Viridiplantae; Streptophyta; Magnoliopsida; Sapindales; Anacardiaceae
Product: ras-related protein Rab7
Exons: 7
Coding region: 351-968 (205 amino acids)
Cellular component (GO): vacuolar membrane
Molecular function (GO): GTP binding; GTPase activity
Source: RefSeq, a predicted model, not a curated record
GAUCUAACCUAACGCGAAUCUAUAACUGUAAGCCAAUUUCUUUUGCCGCCCAUGCGAUUUCCUCCAACUUCUCCAACUAAAAUAAUUACCAAAACGACAACAAAAUCGCCAAUUUUGCCCUCAAAACGGGUCCCAAUAUCCCGGGUUAAACAAUAUUCGUCCUCGGAACGACCCCACGAAACCAGAUCGAAAUUGGCGCCCCUUUCUUCUUUCUCUUAGCUCUAAUCAAAUUAAAUUCUCUUCGCCUAAAAAUCCGACACCGUUUUCUUCUCAUUCAUAACCAAAUAUCCUUCCCAGUCUCUCACACGUAACUGAUUCUCGUUGCUCUUCCGUCAUUCGUGGGAGGCGCCAUGUCGGUGCGGAGAAGAACUCUGCUCAAGGUCAUCGUUCUCGGCGACAGCGGGGUUGGCAAGACGUCGUUGAUGAAUCAAUAUGUUCACAAGAAGUUUAGUCAGCAGUAUAAAGCUACAAUUGGUGCUGAUUUUGUUACUAAAGAACUCCAAAUUGAUGACCGUCUUGUCACUCUGCAGAUAUGGGACACAGCUGGGCAAGAGAGAUUUCAGAGUCUUGGGGUUGCUUUCUAUAGAGGGGCAGAUUGCUGUGUACUAGUUUAUGAUGUCAAUGUAAUGAAGUCAUUUGAUACACUUGACAAUUGGCAUGAGGAGUUUCUUAAGCAGGCAAAUCCAGCUGACCCCAGGAUAUUUCCAUUUAUAUUACUUGGGAACAAGAUUGAUAUUGAUGGUGGGAACAGCCGAGUGGUGUCUGAGAAGAAAGCAAAGGACUGGUGCACCUCCAAAGGGAACAUUCCUUACUUUGAGACCUCUGCAAAAGAGGAUAUCAAUGUUGAUGCUGCAUUCUUGAGUAUAGCUAGAACUGCUCUAGCCAAUGAGCAUGACCAGGACAUAUACUUCCAAGGAAUUCCAGAGGCUGUCUCGGAGACUGAGCAAAGAGGUGGUUGUGCAUGCUGAACCAGAGUUAACCCGUUGGACUGGUUAAUUCCCAAUAUUUUGGUUUGACAAUUCUUCAUUUUUGUUUUAAUUUUUUUGCCGGUUCUUGUGAUUCUUAGCCAUUUGUAUGCUAAGCUUUUCAGUUGAGGCAUGCUUAACAGUUAUAUUGAUCUUGAAAGGACUUUUUGCUCUUUAAAAAGAUUUUACAUUGUAGUCUCCCACGUAGAGUUCAUUUGUAAUAUUGAUUUGGAUUUGAAGGUCUUUAGUUGUUGAUAUCAAAAUAUUUGGGCAUGAAUGUGAUGCUCAUUUGAAU